Penicillium chermesinum is the source of this 1317-nucleotide messenger RNA. RefSeq lists its product as uncharacterized. NCBI's taxonomy places the organism in Eukaryota, Fungi, Ascomycota, Eurotiomycetes, Eurotiales, Aspergillaceae. Gene Ontology annotation, molecular function: triacylglycerol lipase activity. The coding region runs from base 1 to 1317 and encodes 438 amino acids. The transcript has 3 exons. The record is from RefSeq and is a predicted model, not a curated record. Gene Ontology annotation, biological process: lipid catabolic process.
AUGGCCGUUAUGGCUCUCAUGACGGCCAUUACCUCUACGCAAGCAGCGGCUGUACCCAUUGUCCACGCUCCUCUGGCACGCCGAGGUCUACCCAAGUCCCCUAGCAGUGAUCCAUUCUAUGACCCCCCAGCAGGGUUUGAAUCCUCCAAACCAGGCACCAUUCUUCGACAACGCAAGAUUAAUGUCGCCUUUUUCGGACUGAUCCCAGACCCAGUAGAGUCGUACCAGCUGUUGUAUCGCACUACUGCCAUCAAUGGAUCUGCAAUCGCAACUGUGACGACUGUUUUCAAACCCACGAAUGCCAAGAAAGAUCGUUUUGUUUCUUCCAAACGGCAUAUGACAGCUCAGCCUCGAUCUCAAUUGAUUCUCCAAGCUUACCUUCUUCUGGGAUACGUUGUUGCGUCCCCCGACUACGAGGGUCCCGAUGCGGCUUUCGGCCCAGGUCGCCUUGCGGGCACAGGCGUUCUUGAUGGCAUGCGGGCUAUCAGUAGCUUCAGUACCCUCGGGUUCAACACAAAAACCCCACAGAUCGUUGGCACUGGCUACUCAGGAGGUGCUAUUGCUACUGGCUGGGCAGCUUCUCUGCAGCCAUCCUAUGCCUCGGAGUUGGACAUCAAGGGCUGGGCUCAAGGAGGUACACCUGCCAACCUCACUGGAACCUUGGUCUACAUUGAUGAUACCCUCUUCAGUGGAUUCAUUCCCCCGCCUGCUUAUGGGGCCCUGAUCAACCCCGUGCUGGACCGCAUCAUUACCGAUAACGGCAGAUCGGCCCUCAACAAGGCCAAGGCUACAUGUGCCCCUGGUGAUCUGAUCAACUUCCCGGAGAAGUCUAUUCUAUCCACUGACUUCCAGACCCUCGGCAGGGGUCUUCUCUAUGAGCCUACUAUCCGCUCGAUUCUCCAGAAGAAUACCAUGGGAGUGACGAAGUCGGAGACCCCCGCCGCACCUGUGUUUGUCUACCAUGCUACGUACGAUGAGAUCAUUCCGUACGCCAAUACAUCGACUCUUGUUGAUUCGUGGUGUGACUACGGUGCAGAUGUGAAAUUCACCACCUACGGUGCUGGAGGUCAUAUCACCACUGAAGUGAUCGCUUUACCUGAAGUUAUCAAAUUCGUCGAGGCGGCCUUUGCGGGGACAACCGACAAGGGCUGCACUCGCAACACCGAAUUGGGUAGUAUACUGAACCCGCUCGCUCUUGGAGCCGACCUUGAACCCAUCUUGAUCAAGCUUGUGGAGGUCUUGGCCAAGGCUGGCACUGGGGAUUCCGACAUUAAGAAGAACCUUACUGUGCUUGAAGACGUCGUUACUUGGCACUGA